This is a messenger RNA of Pistacia vera, 1323 nucleotides long. Its product is annotated as serpin-ZX-like. The record is from RefSeq and is a predicted model, not a curated record. The transcript has 2 exons. Gene Ontology annotation, molecular function: serine-type endopeptidase inhibitor activity. The coding region runs from base 1 to 1197 and encodes 398 amino acids. Lineage: Eukaryota; Viridiplantae; Streptophyta; Magnoliopsida; Sapindales; Anacardiaceae.
AUGGAGUGCUCUGUACAGAUGCCAACUAGCCAUUUUAAUACUGAUUUCUGUCUGUUAAUGUCAAGUCAUGUUCUUCUGAAAGAAGCACUAGCGAAAGGCUCAAAUUUUGUGAUCUCUCCUCUUUCAUUUCAUGUUUUGCUGAGCUUGAUUGCAGUAGGCUCAAGAGGACGUACAUUACAGCAGUUGCUUUCCUUUCUGGGAUCCAAAAAUAUUCAGGAUCUCACCUCUCUGUCUUCUCAACUGAUUUCCCUUGCUUUGCCAGCCAAUCAUGAGAACAACCACAACUUAGGAGGUCCGACUUUGUCCUUCAUUAAUGGUGUUUGGGUAGCUGAAGGCUACAUAAUUAAACCUUCUUUUGAAGAAAUUGUGAGAGGUGUUUACAAUGCCACAGCCAAAGAGGUUGACUUUGAGAAUAAGGCUGAUGAAGUGAUCAAUAAAAUAAAUACUUGGGCCGAGAAUUCAACCAAUGGACUCAUCAAAAACCUGAUCCCACAAGGGGCUGUGCCUAGAGACACGGUUUUGGUUCUUGCGAAUGCACUCUACUUCAAAGGUACAUGGGCUAAAAAAUUCGAUGUCUUAAGAACUCAACACAGAGAUUUCCAUCUUCUAAGUGGCCAAACUGUUACAGUUCCCUUCAUGACUAGUCAAAAACCUGCAUUACAUCUUUACGGAUCCUUUGAUGGUUAUAAAAUCCUGAAACUCCCCUACAGAAAUGGUCAAGACACCAGGCAAUUUUCCAUGUACUUCUUUCUCCCAGAAGCAAGACAUGGUCUUCAGAAUCUAGUAAACAGAUCCAGGUCAAAUCCUAAAUUCUUCAAUACGCAGUUCAAUUUACAGUAUGAGGAGCUUCCGGAUAUGUGGGUUCCAAGGUUCAAGUUCUCAUUUGAAUUUGAAGCUUCAAAAACAAUGAUGGAUCUGGGACUUGAACUACCUUUCCAGUCCAUAAAUAAGGAGAUAACAGAGAUGGUGGACCGACCACUUUUCGUCGAAAAGAUGUUUCACAAGUCUUAUAUUGAAGUUAAUGAAGAAGGAACUGAAGCUGCAGCUUGCACUGCUGCUAUAAUAAUCCCGCAAUGUUUAAGGUACCCAAUACCAAGCUUUGUAGCAGACCAUCCUUUCAUGUUCAUGAUCAGAGAAGAGACAUCUAAUGCUGUGUUCUUCGUUGGGGCUAUACUCAAUCCAUUUUUGGAAUCUUGAACUUGAGAAAUGAUUAGAAUAUAUUAUACAGAAAUAAUUUUCUAUAUUAUAUAAUGCUUUGUAAUGUUUAAGUUUAAAGUCAAUUGGGUCGUAAAAAUUAAAGACCUCUUUGUUUGGUAUAUAAUA